Molecule: messenger RNA, 1857 nt
Organism: Aspergillus oryzae RIB40
Lineage: Eukaryota; Fungi; Ascomycota; Eurotiomycetes; Eurotiales; Aspergillaceae
Product: M13 family metallopeptidase
Exons: 4
Coding region: 1-1857 (618 amino acids)
Biological process (GO): protein processing
Cellular component (GO): plasma membrane
Molecular function (GO): metalloendopeptidase activity
Source: RefSeq, a predicted model, not a curated record
AUGAUGAGUGAAAAUGCGCAGACACGCCUUCGUCACUUGCUUAGCUCCUCAAAACCUUCGGAUCCAGCUGACUCAAACAAUUUUGAGAAAUUGAAGGCAGCAUACACUGCUUGUAUGGACGAGUCGACGGUCACCAAGCGGGGAAGCAAACCGCUUGAUAACAUGCUGGCCGAGUUCGAGAAGAUAUACAGCCGAGACUCGAUCUCACUUAAAGGAUCGGAUGCCGACCUAACAAAAGCAAUACUCUACCUCAUGGAAUCCGGUGUCGAGGCCCUGUCUGACGAUCGUGACCCGGACUCGGUCGCAAUCUUUGUUAAUCCACUUGGUGAGAUCGGACUUCCAGCAAGGGAAUACUAUAACAGUACGGAAACUGUCAAAGAAUACACUACGGUGGUGGAGAAAGUGCUUGGGGAAUUUGCCUCUAGUAGCGGGACAAAGCACCAUCUGCGCGACGUCGUUACUUUCGAAGCGAAAAUAGCAGAUGUUACCCCGGACACACAAAGCCAGGAAGAUGUGACCAAGUCCUAUAACCCGCGGACCAUUGAGGAGACACAAUCUCUUCUCCCACAAAUCUCCAUGUCAGACAUUAUAUCAGCUCUGGCACCAUCGGAUUAUAGGAGUGACCGUUUGAUAGUAGGAUCUCCGUCCUACAUGAAAGCGUUAUCAUCCAUUUUAAACGAUACUCCAAGAGAGGUCAUUGAUCUUUAUUUCAACUGGAAAAUCAUCCAGACGUACGCAGAUGAAAUAGAAGACCCGAAAAUCCAGCCUCUUCGUGAGUUCAACAAUAGGCUUGCAGGAAAGGACCCGCAGGCCACAGAAGAAAGAUGGCGAAAAUGCAUCAAGUCCCUGGACAGUAGCCUUGGCUGGACGUUGAGCCGAUUUUACGUUCUUAAUUCAUUCUCGGAAGCGUCGAAGGAACUCGGCGAUCAGAUAGUGUCGGACAUCAAGGAGCGAUUCGUGUAUACCUUACGCCAGACAAGCUGGAUGCCCUCCGAAGUGAGAGAUCUGGCGAUCAAGAAAGUCGGCAACAUUGUUCAGAAGAUUGGCUAUCCCACAAAAAGUCCUAAUGUGAUGGACCCAGGAGACGUGGAGAAGUACUAUCAACGCCUGAGGGUAACCAACGAAACUUUCUUCGAGAAUACGGUCGCCGCCGCGAAGUUUGACCUACACAAUGAAUGGUCGAAGCUAGGAAAACCGACAGAUAGAAAUGAAUGGGGCAUGACUGCGCCCACCGUGAAUGCCUAUUACAACCCUCCUGGCAAUGAGAUCGUUUUCCCUGCCGGGAUUAUGCAACCGCCAGCAUUUUACGGGCCGUCUGCUCCUUUAUACCUGGCUUAUGGAGCGUUUGGAGCUGUCAGUGGACACGAACUGUCACAUGCGUUCGAUUCGACAGGUAGACACUAUGACGAGACUGGAAACUAUACUGAUUGGUGGGAUGACAAGACGGUCGACGCGUUCGAAGAGCGAGCCCAGUGUUUCGUCGACCAAUACUCGGACUUCACCGCUCCUGAACAGGGUUCGGAGCCCCUUCACGUCAACGGACGUCUUACUCUUGGUGAGAACAUCGCGGAUGCUGGAGGCAUUGGUGCUGCAUAUCACGCUUGGAAAAAGCAUGAACAGGUCUCCCCGGACCCUCAGCUGCCUGGGCUUUCUAAGUUCACCAAGGAGCAGCUCUUCUUUAUUUCAUAUGCAAACUGGUGGUGUAGUAAGACUACUGCAGAAGCCGCUCGAAAGGCUAUCUACAACGACCCACAUGCCCCCAAACCAGCAAGGAUUAUUGGAACGAUGGAAAACUCUCGAGAAUUCAAGGAAGCAUUUAACUGCCCGAUGAAGAAGCCCGUCUGCAAGCUCUGGUAG